Xyrichtys novacula (pearly razorfish) is the source of this 13098-nucleotide messenger RNA. The record is from the annotation of a GenBank genome assembly. NCBI's taxonomy places the organism in Eukaryota, Metazoa, Chordata, Actinopteri, Labriformes, Labridae.
UUUGUCGUUUCCUGUCAGUGGGCGAGGCCCGGUCACAGCUGCGGAGCGUCUGACAGGCUGUGUGUUUGAGUCGGAAGAGGAGAAACAGUGAGGCUUUAAAACAGAAAAACUGGAGGAGAAAAAACAGAGAAAUCAAAAGAUUAACUUUCAACGAAAAGAAAAACUGAAGUCUGUUUUUUUUCUUCACUUUGGACCGAAAACUGUGGAGGAAAACAAAGCGGUGAGUUCAGUUUGAGUCCGUUAUUUUUCCUUUGUCUGGGUUUGUUGCAAACAUUCAGCUGCAAUCGACAUAAAUUUACGAUUAAGUACAUUUUUCAGCUGUGAGGCUCGGAUGUUUUUACAGUUUUUGCAAUGUGCACCUUCUUUAUUGAGUUUAACAUAUUUAACUUUUAUUGUUUUGUAUUGGAAAUUAAAAGUAACUUUUUUAAAAAAAUCUGAACUAUCAGGAGUGAACGAUUAAAUAGUUUAAAUAGAUUCAAAAAUGACCAAAAACAAAUAGUAUUUUCCAGAAAUAACGCUGUAAAUUAAAAAUAGAGUGACUUUAUCGUGGAAAUAUUACAGGAAUUCAGCAGCUAUUAAUAUCUCCAUAACACAGUUUAAGGCACAAAUGAUUUUCAUAGGAAACAUACUUCAAAUAUGUUUGAUACCUUAUAUUGUUUUUAUAGAAAUUGGGAGACAGUAGAGCAAAACUGGUGUUAAUAUAAAUAUAUGUAUAAAAAUAUGUGCAAAAAUGCAUGAGCAGCUCUGAUCUUAGAGUGCAAAUAGAGGUGUGCAAUUUAAAAUAAAGGUUAUUUACACUCAAAUAAAGCCUGAAAUCUCAUUAAAACUGAAGGUAAGAAGAUAAACUCCACAUUUACAGACAGCUGAGUGAGUGUGUGUGUGUGUGUGUGUGUGUGUGUGUGUGUGUGUGUGUGUGUGAGUGAGUGUGUGUGUGUGUGUGUGUGAUGUGAGAGCUGCUUCUCCUCAGGGUGAAAUGGUUUGAUCCAUCUUUGUGUUUCCUGCUACGCAUUUUCCUCCAACAUCAGCAGCUCCAGCCAAGACUCAGUGAUGCUGCAAGGCUUGCUGGGAAAAAAAGAGCAGGGUUGGAAGGGUCCAUAUGAUAUGAAGGGGGGAUUACAUAGGCUGUGAAAUGAGGUCCAAUUAAAGAGUGAAACUGGUGUUAAAUCAGCAGAGAAGAAGAGGAGGAGGAGCGUUCUUACAUUGUGGAUGUGUUUGGAUUUUUUCACACUCAGAUGUUAAAAUAAACAGGUUGUUUUUCUUUCUCGCCAUUCACUGCAAACAUCCAAUGAUCAUGCAUGCAGAAAAGCAACAAAGAGACGCCUCUCACCCUGCAAAUUGUGUUUAAACUCAACAUACACAAAGCGGACAUGUUCACUCGUGCUAAAGCUGUUUCUCUUCUGUUCUCAAACAAGAGUGUCUCUGUACAGAGACUCGUCUAGAAAGAAAAACCACAAAUCAACCUCUCUUCUCGGUUUCUUUGUCUGCUCCCCACGCUGGUUUUUGUUUUCUAAAACAAACACAUCCUGAAAAAGGAAAAGAAACGUUUGUUUGUUUGUAUUUUGUUUAGAAAUGUACCCAGAUCAAAAUUUGAAUAACCAAAAAGCCACCAAUGCACUGAAGGGAGUGUGGAGUUUGCAGGACAGAGAAGACCAUCAUCCAGUCGUAUUUCUUUUGUAAAAACAAACAAGCAAACCAAAGUGUAAAAAAAUCAUCACUAUUACUAACUAUUGAGCAGUCUUUAAACAAACAUAUCCAUAUAUAUAAUGUCAGGACAGGUGCCCCCAGUAUUAACCACUUACCAAACUAAAAAAACACAAAGUUCUUCUUUAUACAUGAACAAUAUAACCUGAAUAAAGAACAUGUUUAAUAAUGUAAAUGCAGAUUAUAUGUAUAAAAAAAUCAAACAUUACUACUUAUUAUUAAUGGACUUAAUCAAACCAAAUUAAUUUGACUUGUUUCGGCUCUAUUGGUAACUUUGACGUAAAUAUUGUAAUAUUCACUUAUUUAUUGAUUGAUUUAAGUUUCUUAGAUUUUUAUAGGGGUGUCCCGAUACGACUCUUUUUACUUCCAAUACAAUACUGAAAUUGUAGAAAAUGGAUGGACGGAUGGAUGGACAUAUUCACCAAUGAUAUCAUCGAGUUGAAUCAUGUAAAUGGAAAAAGAGCUGGACCCAGAACUGAGCCCUGUGGAACCCCAUGAGUUAGUUUUCUGGGUAGGAAUUGAACUGAUUCAAGUAGGGGUGUCCUGAUACAAUAUUGAUAUCGGAAAUCAGUCCGAUAUAAAAAAAAUCUAAUAUCAGGUUAUAUCGGCCUGCAUCUAAACUCUGAGAUAUCAGCACUCAGAUAAAAGCAGUCCAUUCCAGACUCCGCUCCAGCACCUCUAGCUAGCAGCACCCGGAUCCAGCAUGUAGAGCCCAUGUGAUCACAACAACAGUGUGUACUAAGAUACAAACAAAGUACCAAAGAGUAGGAGUGAUUUUUGUGCUAACAUCCGACCAAUAUCGGCAUCGGACUAUACUGAAGGCUACAAUAGUAUCAGAGGUGAAAAAGUUGUAUCGGGACACCCCUAGAUUUAAGGCCUCACAGGAAAAUCCUGUCAAAACAUUGAUUAUUUUUGGAUGGUUUGUCACCUGUGUGGAUUUAAGUCCUGUUAGCUGGUCAGUUUUGUCACUUUCUUCUCUAAAGUGGUUCUUUAAUGUUAGUCCUGCUGCACGGGUCACUGUGAUGAACCGUCUGGACUAAAAGUGAACCCGAGUCAUGAUGUAAACUGGAGUCAGGCACAAAGAUAGCCGCUAAUCUGUCCUGUCCCGCUCCCGUGCCCCUGAUGUCUCACCGUCCUCUCGGCUCAUGAAGUCACAGGGAGUAACAUGUGAUUCCACCUCUGCAGGAACUCGGACUGACUCUCCAAGACUCUCCAGCACUCACGGGGUUAACAGGAAACAUGAGCUCAGAGUCACAGCCCUUUUGUUUUUCUUCUCUUUUUUUUUUUUUUUUCUCUCAGGCUGCUGAGGAUGUGAGAGAACGACAACAGUAAAACUCUUCACCCACAGCCCGAGACGACGACGACCAGGACGACGUCUGAGCAGGAAGAAGAAGUUUCGAGGCAAGUCUUUGAAACUUUGCAGUGUUUCUUUUUGGACACUCUGUGUUUAUUCUUCUGUCUAAUCAAUCUGGAUUAAAGUUAUAUUACCUCAGAGGGUCUUAAUUCAGUUAAUCCCAGCAGGGCUCUGAUCUUGUCUGAGCUUUGUUAAGUUAACAGAGAGCAGAUCAGGGGAGAGGAGAGGGGCUGUUCUGCUUGUCUCUCCUCUUUGUUGGAGUUUAUCUUUAUCGUCUUCUGGACUUGAAGCUGCUGUCAGAGUGUUUGCAUCAGAAAGAAAUGAAAAGUUUUUGUAAAUAGACUUUUUAACGAGUUUUCUGCCCUAACUUUAAAUCACAGUAAUCAGAUUAUUGUCUUACAUAAACACACUCUGGACAUUGUCUGUUACGUUACCCUCUGUGUUGUUUAUAUGCAUCUUCCUGCACGAAUGCACAGACCCCCUGAGGAAAUACUGCAUGUAUUUUCUCCUGCUUUGAAACGUUUUUUAACUUAUUUAUAAAAGUUAAUUUCUAUUUUACUUUUAUAAAGUUUUAUUUUAUUGCUGCACGCUAAAGUACAGCAGCUCAGUUAGUGCACAGGUGCAUGUCAGCUGUUUGUAUUUUGUGUAUUUUGACUAAAAGGACGACAAUAACGUGUUGUAGUUUGUUGAGAUUUUAAAUUUGAUAUUGAUGCUUUUUAUUGGAUUACUUGAAGGGAUAAAGUCUUAUAUUUUUACAGUCCUUCUGUCUACUCAAUCAACACCACCAUCGUAGAGAUUCAGCGUUUCCAGUGUCAAAUAUACAGUUUAAAUGUCUGCUAUUGUAAAAAUGUUUUUUCUUCUUUAGUUUGGUUUGGUUUGGUCUCUGGUGUAAUUCCUGGUUCUUUGAAACUAUCCUGUAUCUGGUGUUUGACCCAGUCUAAUGGUUCAGUUCUGAUCAGGUUACUUUUUGAUGACUUUGAUUUCUGGAUUUUUAUUUGUCUGUGCUUUGAGGCUGAAUCUGUAAAUGAUAAUUUUAUAUUAUUUCAGACGUGUGGGGACAGAUUGCAGACUGCUUUGGCUCUUUAUUUUCAUAAAAAGUUACUAUCUGUGUCCGAUGAAAAAAAGCAGAAAAAAAAACACAGAUCACGAGAGACUCUGGCUCAAAAUCUGCUGCUUUGAAAAGAAACAGGUGGGUGUGUUUCUAACUGCUGGUGUCGUGUUUCUGAUGUCUUUCACAGAUCCAGAAAAGACGCCCGGCUGCAGACAAACAUGACUCUGUUCUUCUCCGGAGCCGUUACAAGUAUGUCAGCAGCACAAACGUGCACACUAAUACGCUCAGUCUGAGAAUAUCUAAUGAGUCUGCUGCACAAAACAAGCAAGACCACUACAAAAUAUUGUGUCCAAGAUGAAAAACUUUGCCUCAGAUGUUAAAAUUUGAAGAAAUUACAGUUUCGUUCAGGAAAACCUAAAACAGAAAGUGACAAAGUGUUUCAAUUCAAACUGGAUAAAGGAGCUCUUCAUGUUUUUCUACUCUUACUUUGGUUGCAGUGGUCGCUGGUUCAAUUCCCUUUGCUGCAUAUCUUCUCCCGCACGUAUUUCCUGUCUGUCUUCAGCCGUCUCAACUAUGACGCUCAAAAAUAUAACUUAAAGCUCCUCUGAGGACUUUUUUGACAUUUAUGAAACAAACUAAAAUUCACACUGAUGCCUUUUUAAGACAUCUCAAAGCAAACAAGAUCAUCAGCGGCUCUGUUGGUGAUUUUUAUAUCCUCAUUUUUAAUGCCUGAAUCUGGUGAAGGGGGGGUAGGUAUCGACCAAUCAGCUCAAGCAGCCCUGUUUUUAUGUUUUCCUCCUAAAAUAUUCAAAGUAAAGGAUGAAUUUGACGAUCAUAAAUUUUUUUCUGAAGAUGCUGUCCAAGUAUGUGGAAGACAAGACAAGCUAAGAGUGGUUUGUCCACCAGAGGGCGCUAAAUUUGACACAAGAGGAGCUUUAAUAUCAUAAAUCAAAUCAAAUUUUACUUUUGUAUCGCCAAUUCACAACAGUCGUCAUCCCAAGAUGCUUUCCAAAGAAAAAAGGUCUAGACCACGCUCAUUGUUUGAUGAAUUAUCCAGACCCAACUGACGAUGGGAUUUGGCCCAUCUCAUCUAACAUAAAGUGACAGUGGCGAGGAAAAACUUGAAGAAAUUACCUCUUCUGAGUGAAAGUUGUGUGGAACCAAAUAAGGACUAAAAGGUUUAUCAGUUUGAAGACAUUAAAACUAUAAUGUGAGAGAUUAAAGGGAUAUUCCGGCGUAUAACUCAGUGUUGUGGUGUGUUUGACCCUAACUUAAUUUUAUGCCGGAAUAUCCCUUUAAUGCAUGGACUCGUACUCAGGAGCUGAAAACCACCACUUUAUGCAGAGAUGUUAUCACACACUCAGAAUAGCAAUUUGAACCUGUCAGUGACAAAACAAGAACUUUUCAUCGGCCCUGUUCCAAGUAUUACGUUGCCGCCUGUUUCUCUGCUGCGGGCUGUUUCAUAUAUCCAUGUUAAAGUUUCUCAGAUGAUGUUGAAGAUGACAGAACAAUGAGCUCCCUGUCCUCCACAUUCCUGCAGAGCGUUUAUCAGCGUUACGUCACCUCUUCUCAGCAGAGUAAAUUUACUCAAGUGGCUGACCUGAGGAGCGCUCCCCGGCUCUUCAAGCUGAUAAACGUCACCUCGUCUUUUUAUAGAAGCAAAGCCGCGGAGCAGAAACAGAGACACACACAUGUUACAUGACUGAGUGUGUUUGUACCUGUCUGUCACUGAAACGGUCUGUUCUGGUCUCUUUUGUUCAGGUUCACCGAUUAAACGACGGCUGAGGGCCUAUCAGUCCUGUCAGAGGUAAAAACUUCACCUUUACUUUUAUACAAUUCUUUUCAACUUUAAAGCUCCUGUAAGGGGUUUUUCAGUAUUUAUGAAAUGGACCGAAAUAAACAGUGAUGGAUUUCUAUAAGCUAAAAAAGCAAAUGAGACUAUUUUAAACAAGAUUGACAUUAACUUAAUGUCAUUUUUAGUGCUUGUAACUGAUGUAAGGGGGUCGGUAUGAAGGAUAAACAGCCUUAGUUACUCGUCCCACUCAUGCUGUGUGAUAAAUGUCACUGUAAAAAGACAACAGGAGGAGAAUUUCAGGUAGCAUCAAAUUCUGCAACAAUACAAAGAUCGACCACUCAGAGUCAGCAAAGACAGAAAGUUCCUCACAGGAGCUUUAACUUGUUUAAACUGAUCAAGUUAAAAACUGGGAUAGCCGAAAAAUGUUAUUUUUAUAGAGCUUAAAAAAGACGUUAGUGUGCCUGUUAGUCAGACAAAGCCUCUAAUUGGUCAAACUUGUCACCUGAAUUUCUUUAAAAUUUAUGAGUAAUAAAAACAUUUAUACUUGUGAUGUGUGUUUGGGUAAAUUUUGAGCUAUUAGCAUAAAAAGAAAAAAAAUUUAUGAGGCUGUUUUCUAGCAGUCAGUAACAUUCAUCUCUUGAGGAGGUGUCUAACUCUGUGUUAAUGUGUGUUUGACCCUAAAUUAAUUUUAUGCCGGAAUAUCCCUUUAACUUGUUUGGUUGCUGUAAAGAUGAGCUGUUUUGAAUGGGUGUGUAUAAGGUUUCUAGUCACUCUGGAGCCAGCCCUCUAGUGGACAUUUACGGAACUGUAGUUUCUAUGCUGAUAAAAAUAGGAUAACUCCAAAAAGUUGUGGUCAGAGUCCAAAAGACAAAUACUCUCUUUAUGUGUUCACAUACAGGGUCAGUUUAGUUUGUUGUUUUACUGGUAUUUUCCUGGUCUACUUCACACUAACCCCCCUCCAUCGUCUGUGUCUCUCUCAGUUUGGACACGUCCCUCCUCUCUCCUGACUCCUCGUACGUCUGUUACUCCUCCGCGGAGGGCGGAGACCCAUGCUCCUGCCGCCGAUCGCCACGCCUCCUCACUAAUGGGUACUACAGCGUCACAGACGACAGCUUCACCUGGGACGACGAAGGCAACGUGUCCCUGACUCCCUGCAAAACCAACGUGUCCUAUAAGGAGAACCUGGUCAGGUGAGAAAUGGAGUUUGUGGUCUAAAUAAACCAGAAUCCUUACAGCUGCACUAUAUUAACAUAACAAAUGAGCAUGGUGUUAGUCCAGGCAGGCUAUGGAAGUCAAGUUCAGCCCAUUCUGACUCUGGGUUUUGGUCUCUCAGGGUUUUCAGACGCAGGCGGCGGCCUCGCGGCUCGCUGGCUCGCCUGCUGAGCGAUGUGACGGAGAGCUGCCAGUCCUGGCUGGAUGAGAAGGUCUUCAGAGGCGUGUUCGGCACAGGACAGAAUCAAAACCAGAACUGGGACCAAGACUUUGACAAAGACUUUGAUCAGGACUGGGCGAGGAGCAGUCAAGAGGGCCUGACUGCUUUGGAUGAACCGACGUGGACUCGAUUGAACAGCACUGAGCUGGACGACAGCCGCAGCUUCACUUACGGUUGGUUUCAGUUCAGAUGAAAAGUUUCGAAGUUUAUUUGAAGGUUUAAAAAAAAGGCCAUUUGUAUAAAAAUCUUAUUAAAACAGGACCAAGGACAGAGCAGUGUGGGACCCCUGAGGUUCAGAGAUUUAUCCUUUCUUCUCUUUUUAGACCCCACUGAGAUCCUGCCCCCUCCUGACAAAGAAGCCCCGCCUCAGAAGAUGAUCAUCCAGGAGGAGAUUUGUUCAGAGAUCUGUCAAUCAAAGGAGCAGUUCACCCAAACGCUGGGCGGCCUUUCUGAAGUCCCACCUCCCUCGGUCUUUUACACAAGCAGCUGCUGCUGUCAGGCCUCACCUGAGCAAACAGGUGAGUGUCAGCUGAUUGUAAUGAUUGGCCAGUUGUGUUUUUUUUUCAUUUGAAAUAUUAAAAACUGCAUCAGAAAUAUACGGAAAUAGCAUGGUCUGUUAGUCCGGUCAGAUAACUGGAUUAUUUUUCCGAUAUUUGCAAAAAAUUUCAUCAAAAUCCUCGGACACCAUAAAGACCGCUCAAAAGCUAAAUUCAGCGACUGAACUAGCUGAGGUGACUCUUAGCAGCUCUCCCCUGUCACUCAAAGAGGCCACACCCCCAAAUCUUGCACACUUUAAACUUUUAUUUGAUAUAAACUCGUUAGUUAUACAAAAAAUGUUCAGCUCCUUUUUAUGUCUCUGGCUGUAAACAUGUUUGUUCCAGUUGUUAAUUUGGACAUUUUAACAUGAGGCUCUAUGGGGACUGACUCACUUUCGAAAACAGCCCCUAGAGGACUUUUGAGGAACUGCAGUUUUAGACACUUUGGGGUAAAUUCUACCUCAAAUCUUAGCCUGAUUAUAGUCUGAGGUUAAAGUUAUCACUGAUACUCUUGUAUGUUGUUGUUUUUUACUUGUUUUGUCUGUUUCUCUGAAAUGUUCUUUUGUUUGUAUCUUUCAGGUUUAACGAUGAAAGCCCUCCUCCUCUUCAUCUUCACCCUCUUCAUUCUCUCUGCUUUAUAUUCAGGGUAAGACUUUUUUAUUGGUUUUGAGAACAUUUGGUUAAAACACAAGUUUGUUUCCAAAUUCUACAAACACUCUGAGACAGGUGUAAUCCAGAAGAAAUCCUAGUGGGUAUUUUCAUUUGUUUUAAUUAGGGCUGAAACGAUUCCUCGAAUACCUCAAGUACCUCGAUUACAAAUAAUGAUCGAGGAAUUUUCUCUGUCUCGAGUUCUCGUUUAUAAGCUCAAAUCGUCAACGUUUCACACAGAUUCUUUUGAAGGUGACACAAUGUGCUAAUGUCAACAUGGUAGAAGAAGUAGUGAGCUCUGUUUAGGUUUUGUGGAGCAGAAAAAAUAAAUAACGAGAGGGGCUUUUCUUGCUGUGUUGCCAACGUAGCGACUCUGCACACUUCUCUUCAUGCUAGCUUGUAGCCUAACGUUGCUGGUGUCAUAGCAGAAGCAGGUCACAUCGGAGCUAUUCAUCUCUCAGACACUAAUGUCUUUGGGGGCAUGAUGAAAGUUAGUAUCAUAAUUAGCUUUCGUACAAACAUUGCAAUCCGCUAACGCAGAUGCAUGUUCCGCGAUUGUCCUCUAUUCCUCCGAGUCUGGCCUCUUUAUGUGAGUCGGCCGUUUGGGUCCAAUUAUUCAAGUAAUCGAUAGAAUAUUCUGUAGAAUACUCGAUUACUAAAAUACUCGAUAGCUGCGGCUCUAGUUUUAAUAUAGCGAGGUCUAUAAUCAACUUCAAGCCUCUAGUGGCCAUCAGAGGUACUGCAGAAAAAGAUAACAAGAACUUUUUAAAACAUGCGUGUCCACCCUGAAUCUUGAUCUUGACACUCAGUCGUGCUCCAACUUUUCUUCCCUUCAGGUGUUUCCUUUGGAGCGCAAUGAUUACAUCAACUGUGUUCAUGAUGAUCACAACAGUCAUGAGUGAGUGCUGCACAAUUCAGUUUACGAGAUCCUGUGUCUUUAAGGUCUGUGUUUUUAAGACAAUGUGAUCUCUUUCAGUUCUGACCAAGUCGGGGCCGAUGGGCGAGUGGAGGAAGGCGAAGACAGAGGUGAGCCUCGAAUCAAACAAACUUCUCUCUGAGUUUCAGCGAGGAAAUAUAAAUGCAAGCUUGUUCUGAUUUUGUCCUUUUUUUUCAGGAUAUCACAUCAAGAAACGAGUGAAGAAAGCGGCAGACAUCGGACGGAUGGUUUCCAAAGUUUGUGAUGUGAAAAAACGCCUGAGAGGCCUGAGUAGAAAUAUUUAAUAUUAUUUAUAUUUACUGUUUGCAUGUGAGCUGCACUUAAAGGACCAAGUCACUCUGAGCUCCGGAGAACAUUUUACAGCAACACACGACACUUUUCUGAAUGUAAAUAUUUACUAAAACAUGUUUAUUUUUUUGCACAGAGACAUGUUGAAAGAAGGGCUGAAAUCCUUAAACUUAAAGGUAAAAAUGAAGCAAAAACUUUGACUUUUAACUGCAAAGUCGAACACCGGGAAGGUUUGCAGAUUGUUGGUUUUGGUGGUGUGGAUUUUCCCGGUGUGUUAAAUUGGAGUCAGACGGUGUGUUUCUGCUAAAAAGCCGAAGGAGCUCAAUGACAUGGUGACACCAGUUACUGUAGUUUAGUGCAUAUAAAAGACACGACGAAAGUAUUCACAUAUAUGAUAUAAAACAUUCAAAUGUAUCUGAUGCAUUUUUGAUAUACUGUAAGUGUUUUUUCAAGCGUUGAGAGUUGAGCUUGGCUUUUUUGAGUGACCAAACAUCAGACUUAAGUGGUCUGGAGAACAAAUUCAGGUCCAACAGCAGAAAACAAACAAACAAAGAAACCUCAUUUCUAUUUUAAAACUUGAGCUGUGAUUUUUCUAAAGACUUCUGAAGUUUCUUUUUGAUCAAAAAGUGCCAUUUUUAUCCUGAGGAAACUGAAAGAAGAGUUUUACACCCAAAUCACGUUACUGACAUAUCGAUAAGAGGAAGAAAAUGGAAAAUGGUCGAUUCCUGGACAUGCAUCAAUCUGUAAGAUGUGAAAAUAUGACACAAAAAGUCCCAUAUGAUGGUACUUUCUGCAUGGUUUUGAAUUUAGUAAAAAAAAAAAAAACAUUGAAAAAUCAGCUCCAGUGCAGCCUCUCAGUUUCUAAGUGAUGAUCUGAGUGGGCGGAGUUAGUAGAAGAGCACUGAUUGGCUGUUGGAGAUUUGGGAGGAAGGUGCAGACUAAUGCACACAGAUGUAGAGGCGGAAAAACACUCAAACACAUUCAGAUGAAUUAAAACUGAUAAAAAGUUCGUUUAAAAAAUAGAAUAAAACAAACAAAAAGUUCUUUUAUUCAUCAUUAACCUUUCAAAUAUUUUACUUUGAUUGACGGACGUGAUCUCAUUUCGCCUUAAUGAGGUUUUUGACCUGAUAUAAACCCAGAGAAUGAAGUUUGGACCUCUUGACGUGGUCUACGAUGGGUGCAGCUUUCACUUUUUAGACUUUAUCGGUGUUAAAUGUAAAAUGACGCUGUCUGCAGCUGAACAAACUAUCAGGGAAAUGUGUAAAUCCAAGAACAAACAGCUGGUUUCUGUGUAAUCAUGUCAGUCAGCUAUGAAGAACUUAUCUCAUGCAGCUGAAACAGUAGCAGGUAAUAGAAGCGUUAAUCGUGUGUGUUUAAAUAUGAAAUGAUCAUGUCAUGGUAAAACUCCUCAGUGUUUCAUUGUGCCUUCACAUCAACCAGCAGUGCAGAAAUAGAGAAUAAUACAGGGAAGAGUCUGUUUUAGACGAUAAAUGCUGCUGAAACAGCUUCUGCAUUUUAACGGAGUAGAAAUACUGUUUAUUUUAACAUGACUGUGGCGUGUUUUUAAGGGAAUUUUGAUAUUUCUGCAAGAAGGAAGAAGAAAGGAUUCAAUCACUUCUUGUGCGUUCAAUAAUCCCAAGUGUAUAGAAAACGUGACUCGUUUUCGUCUUUAUAUUUAAAGCAGCAAUAUACAGGUGUUAAAAAAAGAAACGUUACAUUACGAAAAAUGAAACCUCAGCUGUUUGGUGUCGAUGGAUCUGAAGGAGGAGAAUAGAUGUUAAAGUUUUUAUCUGGAAAAUAAGUGUUAGGACGCUGAGACACAGCGAUGUACAAAGAAAUGAGUACUGUAAGACUUUAUAAGGUCGCCUGAACUUUAUAAAGUGAAUCAUGUUUGGGGCUCAAAUUACGCCAAGACUCCAAAAAAUGACCUGAAGGAGGAAGAGAUGUUUUGUUUUCACAGGAAGCACAAAUCAACUCUUUCUCAGAGCGCUUUUUUUUUACCUGUGUAUGUGUCUGACAAAAGGAGUAAAGUGGUUUUAUUACUAGUUUUAAAAUAAAGUUGAGGGAGAAAAUUGGUGUUCACACAUGCAGCCCAUCCUGAUCAUUUCUGGGAAAUUUCCAGAUUUAAGUAUACGUGUAAAAACAGAAAUUUCAGGAGCUCCGAUCCUGACAUUUUCCAAAUUUGCUUGUUUCUACAUGUUUUAUGUUCCCUGUCGAUGUGAAUUUUUCUGGAUAUUUCUCACGUGAAUCUUUGUAUCGUCUCACCUCGACCUCUUGCCUGGAUUUUAUCUGAAGUCCUCCAGACUUUUCCAAAAAUGUGUGAGUCAAGUUGGGGUAAAAGAUGGGCUGUUUGUGUUCACACGUACAGCCGAACUUGAAACUUUUUGGAAAGUUUUCAGGAAUUUUUCAGGAGCGCAUGUGUGAACACAGCUUCAGACACGGGAAGUCAUGAUCGUCUACAUAAACUUUUUUUUUUUAGGGUUUAAUCCACUCGAAAGAAUCAGAUUAAACUCUGAAAUUUCUCCCUGAACUUUCUGCUGUGACCGAGUGUUGAAAGUUUAGACGUCUCUCUGUGUAAACGAGUUUCUCAAAUGUCUGAUGUGUUUAUAUUCGCUCUGUGCCAAAUUUAUAGAAAUGUUAUGAUUCAGGAAAUGUUACAUUAAUUCAAAUCAACAAUUGUAGAGUACUAAUAUUUUUGAAAGAGUUCUGAAUAACUUUUAACUUUGCAUUUAAAGCUGCAGAAAGCACAACUAUGUCACAGUGAGAGGAGUCAGUUACUGAAAGGAGCUUUUCAGCCUCAUUUAGCUCCAAAUUUGGCCAAAAGAUGAAAAAAUAAUCAGGUGAUAUUCUUAGGAGUUUGGGGAGACUAAAGCUUGAACUGAAUAUUUGAAUUAUAUUUAAAAGUAAACUCCUAAAAGAGAAUAUCAUGUUGCAUUUGUGAAUGAAUAUACUGCUCUUCAGCCCCCUGGUGGCCUCCAGCAUUUUAGCAGCUUCAAAUGUUCAAAGUUUUUCUUUGUUUUUGUAAAAACUUUUCUGAGGUGAGAUAAUAAAUGAAUCCUCUGUGAAAGUUUCUGUGAGGGAAAAUAUGAAUUUCUUUACUGAAUGAAACCUUUAGAUAAGCUCUUGUGUGUCUGUGUUGUGAUGCAGCUGUCGUUAAUGUUGUCGUACAUGUUUUGGUUUUCCAUUGACUGCACAUGUUUCCAAAAGAUGGAAACGUGAUAAUCUGUGUGACUGCACUUACUUUGACUAUAUCUGCUCAUUUUUUUUAUUCCAUUGAACUUUAUUCAUGUCGUUUAAGUGUCUGAUAAUCAAUGAUUAAAACUUUUUUAUAAAUAAAAUUGCAAAUGAUGUGAAAA